Messenger RNA from Enterobius vermicularis (human pinworm), 957 nucleotides. NCBI's taxonomy places the organism in Eukaryota, Metazoa, Nematoda, Chromadorea, Rhabditida, Oxyuridae. The record is from the annotation of a GenBank genome assembly.
AUGUUUAAGCAGCAAAAUUAUCCGGAAAAGAUUCCAGUAAAAAACUAUCAAUGCGAUUUAUGCAAAGAAAGCGACGAGCUAAACGAUGCUUUCAAUGGAUGUACUGUUGUUGUUUUUUGCGCCGGAAAACCGUUUGAGUAUUUGCAAGCGGAAAAAGACCUGACCGAACAGUACCAAUGCGAUAAUUUUUCAACUUGUGAAUCGGUAAUUCAAAAGAUGAAGGAAAACAAUAUAAAGAUUCUUGUAUACGUUGGAGAUGCGUAUGGAAACCUGCCAAACUGUGAUAAUUACGGCCUUUCUGAAGCAAUGCACCUUGGUGUGCCACCUAGUUUUGUUCUUGGAGCUUAUGGCGAAAGUAGAACUAAAGGCGAACUUCUUGCUCGAAAAGCUGCCGAAAAUGGUGACAUAAACGGCAUAUUUCUUCGUCCAACAAUAAUUUAUGGAGAAGGUGAAAAACAUAUGAUUGGAUCGUUUUUAAAAUUUUGUAAAUUUAAUGGCGGUUAUCCGAACAUUAGAGGCACAGAUCGAGGAAAUCAUCAAUAUAUUUAUGCUGGGAAUCUUGCAGCGAUGAUCUAUAGAGGUAUUGAAUGCUUAAAGACCGAUGCUGCAAAAUAUAACGGGGAAGUAUUAUAUGCUAUGGAUAAAACAGUUUGCACACCUUUCAAAACAUUUAUAAAACCUUUUAUGGAAAUAUUUGACAUAGCACCCAGUGCUGAAACCAGCUACUUCAUGGCUUUUUCUACAUCACUUGGUCACGAGCUUCUUUACCGACUUGGUAUGGCGGGAGCUGGAAAAAGACUGUCUUUUAGGGCUCAGCGUUAUCUUUAUGGCUGGACUAUCGGAUUUCCUAUCCGAAAACUUCGUCUACUUUUAGAUAUUGUGCCACCUUGGCAACAGGAUGACGCUUUAGCCAAGACCUUGCUUUGGUAUAAAAAUAAUCAGGAUAUUUUUCAGUGA